This is a messenger RNA of Pteropus alecto (black flying fox), 1887 nucleotides long. It is a transcript of the gene GLOD4, whose product is annotated as glyoxalase domain containing 4. NCBI's taxonomy places the organism in Eukaryota, Metazoa, Chordata, Mammalia, Chiroptera, Pteropodidae. The transcript is spliced from 9 exons. The record is from RefSeq and is a predicted model, not a curated record. The coding region runs from base 75 to 971 and encodes 298 amino acids.
CGACACCAACCCCGGUGCGUCAUCUGCGGGCGGUGCGGCGCUAUACGCUUAACGGGCGUGUGUUGUCGGUGAUCAUGGCGACUCGCCGAGCUCUGCACUUCGUAUUCAAAGUGGGAAACCGCUUCCAGACGGCACAUUUCUAUCGUGAUGUCCUGGGGAUGAAGAUUCUGCGGCAUGAGGAAUUUGAAGAAGGCUGCAAAGCUGCCUGUAAUGGGCCUUAUGAUGGGAAAUGGAGUAAAACAAUGGUGGGAUUUGGACCUGAGGAUGAUCAUUUUGUUGCAGAACUGACUUACAAUUAUGGCAUCGGAGAUUACAAGCUUGGCAAUGACUUCAUGGGUAUCACACUUGCUUCCAGCCAGGCUAUCAGCAAUGCCAGGAAGCUGGAGUGGCCACUCAAUGAAGUUGCAGAAGGUGUUUUUGAAACUGAGGCCCCAGGAGGAUAUAAGUUCUAUCUGCAGAAUCGCAGUCCACUUCAAUCAGAUCCUGUAUUAAAAGUAACUCUAGCAGUGUCUGAUCUUCAGAAGUCCUUGAACUACUGGUCUAAUCUACUGGGAAUGAAAAUUUAUGAAAAAGAUGAAGAGAAGCAAAGAGCGUUGCUGGGUUAUGCUGAUAACCAAUGUAAGCUGGAGCUACAGGGCAUCAAGGGUGCAGUUGAUCAUGCAUCAGCUUUUGGAAGAAUUGCCUUCUCUUGCCCCAAAAAAGAGUUGCCAGACUUAGAAGACUUGAUGAAAAGAGAGAAUCAGAAAAUUCUGACUCCCCUGGUGAGUCUGGAUACCCCAGGGAAAGCAACAGUACAAGUGGUCAUUCUGGCCGACCCUGAUGGACAUGAAAUUUGCUUUGUGGGGGAUGAAGCAUUUCGAGAACUUUCUAAGAUGGAUCCAAAGGGAAGGAAAUUGUUGGAUGACGCAAUGGCGGCAGAUAAAAGUGAUGAGUGGUUUGCUAAACAAAAUAAACUAAAGGCUUCAGGUUAGCAGAAGACAUCACAUGGAAAAAGCAUUUGUGAUUCCUGUCUAGCACCUCUGAGGCCUGAUGUGUCCAUUCUUGAUAAAUGCUCUCACAACUUGGCUGUUUCCUGUACAGGCAAGAAGGCUGGGAUAGUGAAGAUUUGUGUAUUUUAAUCUUUGAAAGCUGAUAUAUGUUAGGUAUAAAAUUCUAUUAUUAUCAAUCUAAUUAGUGGAGAACUCAUGGAGUAAUCUGCACUGUCACUGGAAUGGCACAAUCUGUGAUUAACUCUUAGAUGAGUAGUAAAUUAUUUUCCAGCCUGGGGCAGCUAUAUGGAAUAUUACCUUUGGUUGGGGAUGGAGGGAAUUUUAAUAAGGAUAUAGAUUUUAUGAAAAAAACUGUUCAGAUCCAAAUCAGUUGCUUAUAACAGGAAUACUUCCAGCAUCUGAUGAUAGUUUGCUGUUCUUAUGUCUUACUCUGGCAGGCCUUGACAUUUAAACAUUUUUAAAGAAAUUUUGUUCCUUGAACCAAAAGGUUUGGUUAAACACUCCCACAUUCCUUGCUUUAAAUUUUGAGUAGCCAGAGAAGACAGAUGAACAAAAGGAUGUAAUCGUAUUGUUACGUGCCUGGCUCUGUGCUAGGUUCCUUGUAUAAUUUUUUUAAACCUUACAAGAAGAGAACAUGUUAAAUUUCUUUAAAAUGGAUCAGAUGAUAUCUUAAGCCUGAAAAAAAUUUUUUUGAAUGUUUCUAUAGGACAGAUUUUAAUCACUGGAAACAAUCAAGCUGUUAAAUUUUUACUUUAUCAGGUUCUACAGUGAUUUACAGAAUGGUACAGUUAUGUCUACAGCUCCUAAAUUGACACUGUAUCUUGGAACAAGAUAUUCCUAUUCAUAUUUAAUGUGAAUCACAGUUUUAAAAGCAUUAAAAUAUGUUCAUAAUGUCAUA